Molecule: messenger RNA, 1445 nt
Organism: Penicillium brasilianum
Lineage: Eukaryota; Fungi; Ascomycota; Eurotiomycetes; Eurotiales; Aspergillaceae
Source: the annotation of a GenBank genome assembly
AAAAAAAAAAAAAAAAAAAAAAAAACAAGAAUCCUGUAGCAUAGGAGAUUAUCUUUCAGCACCUCGCCGUGCAACACCGCAGGUCUCGCUGGUCAGCACCGAGUCACGGGGGAUCGGUCAAAACCCGUCAAAAAGAACUUUGGGGAACCUGCCGUCAGAGACGGUCAGGGAGUUUCCCGCCAAGUCAUCCAGAUCUCACUCCUCUCUAUCUAAUCCUCUAUUCUAGUUCAGUAGCUGUUCAGCGCAAUGGACUACUCCAACUACGCCCCUCAUUCAUCCCAGCCCUACUCAAACCUGUACGGGCUACCCACUCCCGACCAACAGCCCCGGGGUCCCUCUGAAGAUGCCCUCCACGACCCAUUUGCCCUGAACGGCGCUUAUAACCAGUAUUAUCCGGGGUUCGACCCCUCCUUCCGCCUCGACCCCUCCUCGUCUUUCGGUCCGCCACCGCAUUCGCCCCCGGACUCGUUCACGAAGCACUCGGUAUCGAGCAAUGAUGUGCAUAAUAGCACCAAGCUAGAGCCCACUUCAAUUGAUGGCGAUGAUGGUCAAUACCGCGAUCCGACCGGACGGAGUAGCAGCGAAGAGAAGGACUCGGCGACACCAGCGCAAAGUAAGCGCAAGGCCCAAAAUCGGGCAGCCCAACGAGCGUUCCGCGAGCGAAAGGAGCGCCAUGUCAAGGAUCUCGAAGACAAAGUUAACACUCUCGAACAAUCAUCAUCUACCCUGCAAGCCGAUAAUGAGCGCCUGAAGCGUGAACUCGCCAAAUACGCAACCGAGAACGAGAUUCUUCGCGCAACUUCACACUCCCUGAAUGGCGGCAAUGGCAUCGCAAAAGCACAACCUGCACCAACAGUCACAGGGCCAAUGACGUACUCCCCAACAGACUUCUACUCAACCUUGAUGCCCGAAGCUGCCGGUCCUACGGGCCCAACUCCACAGGGUCAACAUCGUGUCACGGUGUGCCCCAUUACCGGCGAAAGGCUUCUUGAUGCGAGCGCCACGUGGGACCUUAUUCAAAGUCAUGAGCUGUUCAAGCGUGGACAGGUCAAUAUUGGCGACGUAGCUGAGCGGCUGAAGGGAUUGGCGCAGUGUAAUGGACAGGGUCCUGCUUUCAAGGAGGGUCAGAUCUUGAAGGCUAUUGAGGAGAGCGUAGAUGAUCGUGAUGAGCUGAUCUGAGCCGUUCUUGAUCCGAUGAUGAACACUCCUUUUCAUGGCUCUCUCCGAUUUGAUGAUUCAACGCUUCGUUAUCUUAUACCUCUUCUAUUUUUUGUUGCUUUUUCUUCUCGGUCGCUCCCGUUCCGUGGGAGUCAAGAUAUGAUGACGAUUUUGGAGUACUUUGGCGCUGGAGAUGGGAAUAGUGGAAUUGCAAAAGGUCGGACCCCAAAUAUAUGGUCUAUAGGACAAAUCUACUUUUCGAAUUAUGUAGGAAUUCCUCAAGUACG